This is a messenger RNA of Ctenopharyngodon idella (grass carp), 3384 nucleotides long. RefSeq names its product inositol polyphosphate-5-phosphatase A (gene inpp5a). NCBI's taxonomy places the organism in Eukaryota, Metazoa, Chordata, Actinopteri, Cypriniformes, Xenocyprididae. Gene Ontology annotation, biological process: phosphatidylinositol dephosphorylation. Gene Ontology annotation, molecular function: inositol-polyphosphate 5-phosphatase activity. The transcript is spliced from 16 exons. The coding region runs from base 376 to 1617 and encodes 413 amino acids. The record is from RefSeq and is a predicted model, not a curated record.
AUUGGCUCAGUGACGUCAGGGCAGCGCAGGACUCACUCCAGCAGCGGUGUGUUCUCCCUCAACAAACGCGAGCAAUGCGCGCACGGGAGAACCGAACGACAGCGAAACACGCUCCACAGACCGGCGCUCGCCGCGGAUUAAACGGGGAAAGUCUUCAAAUCAUGGCCGAGACGGCGAAGAAGUAAAGCCUGACGCGUUUGAGUACGGACCGCGCUCUGAUUUUGCGUACUAGACGCGCACGAGUAUGCACGAGCCCAGCUGAUCGAGACUCGAACCCGCAGCGUUUAACCCGACGAACCACUACUCGACUCCAUAACACUGCUCGUUCCAGAAACGGCUCAAAUUAGCUCAUUAGUUCGGAUCGCGAGCUAAUUAAUGAUGGCGGGGAAGCUGACAGCGCAGGGCGCGGGAAUAUUGCUGGUUACUGCCAACGUUGGAUCACUGUUUGAAGAUCCGGAGAACCUGCAGAAGGCGUGGCUGCGGGAGUUUUGCCAGACUGUUCAAGCACACAGGCCGCACUUUGUGGCGGUUCACUGUCAGGAAGUAGGUGGGAAGAACUACGAAGCAUCCAUGGCACACGUGGACAGCUUCAUCAAAGAGCUGCUGUCCAGCGACGCCAUGAAGGACUUCAGCCGUGCGCGUGUCUACCUCGACAAGAACUACAAAUCCCAGGAGCAGUUCACAGCAUUAGGAUGUUGCUACUUCCUCCAUGAAUCCUUGAAAAACAUCCAGCAGUUUGAUUUCAAAGCUAAGAAGUUCAAGAAGGUGGUUGGGAAGGAGAUUUGCUCGGACGCUCUGAAUAGCACAGCCAUGCUGGAGAAGGAGAAGUUUCCUCAAGACUAUUUCCCCGAGUGCAAGUGGUCCAGAAAAGGCUUCAUCAGAACCCGAUGGGCCCUGGGUGACUGUGCCUUUGACCUGGUGAACAUCCACCUGUUCCAUGAUGCGUCUAAUUUGGUGGCGUGGGAAAAGAGUCCCUCUGUCUACUCAGGCACGCGGCAGAAAGCGCUCAGCUUUGUGCUGGACAGGAUCACAGAUCAGCGGUUCGAGCGACUGCCGUAUUUCGUCUUCGGUGACUUUAACUUCAGGUUGGACUCCAAGCAGGUCAUUGAGAGUCUUUGCUCGACGGCCACCAUGCAGACGGUGAGAGCCGCCGACACCAAUGAAGUCGACAAACUCAUCUUCAGAGAGUCAGACAAUGACCGCAAGGUUGUCCUACAGCUGGAAAAGAAGUUAUUUAACUACGUUAACCAGGACGUUUUCCGGGAAAACAAUGGAACGCUGCUUUUAGAGUUUGACAAAGAGCUGGCUGGGUUUAAGGACCGUCUGCAUGAGCUGGACAUCUCGUUUCCUCCGAGUUAUCCAUACAGUGAGGACUCCAGUCAGGGAAAGCAGUACAUGAACACUCGAUGUCCCGCCUGGUGCGACCGAAUCCUCAUGUCCGCCUCGGCCAAAGACCUGCUCGUAAAGCCAGAGAAUGAGGAGAAAUCAAUAACGUAUGACAACAUCGGACCCAAUGUGUGUAUGGGGGACCACAAGCCGGUCUACUUGUACUUUCGGUUAAGCACAGGGGCAGGUAAACCUAAUGCAAAUAAGCACAAGUGUUGUGUCGUGCAGUGAUGUGGAAAAUGGUGCCAAAGGGUGGAGAAGAUUUCAUGAAAAGCGGCCCUGUGAGAAGCUCCGACACGGGUGGAUGGACACACACACACACACACACACACACAUACACAUACACACACACACAACCACACACGCAAACAGAGGACCCUGUAAAGACUUUUCAGCAGGACUGACCAGUCGCAUUUGUCGCAGUGCAUGCAAUCAUGUCCAUAGAAACGACACAUUGAGUUCAUGAAUGCUUCAAGAGUCGAGAUCAUGGACACACACACACACACACACACACACACUCUUAAUGCGGCAUGCAUCUGUCAUGCAGCGCUGCAUUUCCACUCAAACGCCAUCAGAUGCUCUUCUCUGACGUCUCUCAGCCUUGUUUCCAAAACUCUAAUAUAGACCAUCAGAAAUACUCUACAGAUUUUAAAAAGCAUACUUGCAAUUUUUAGAUAUGCCUCAACAUAAUAUUACGAGCUACUUCCAUACAGUAUGUAAGAUGUUUUAAAAAGUGCAAUGCAAAAAAAGUUGUUGUAUUUCUCUAUUGUUAGGUUUAUUUGUACAUUGGAUUAUGACAUAGAGGUGUGCUGAUUUUUAGUGCUGUUUGAUGGAGAUUUCGAGACUUUCUCUGUGUUAGAAUAGAUAGGUAUAUUCUGUUUAAGCAUUUGUAUGAUUUUCUUUCUUUAUGGACUAUUGUUUAUCUUUGUUUUUUUGAUUUGUUGUUGCCGACUUGUCGAAACACUCUGCCGUGCCGCAUACAACCGCCGAGUCUCAUUUUAUAUACUGUACUUUUUAAAGAGAUAAUUUAUAAUUCGUACCAAAACUCUUAUGCUGACAUAUUGAUAUGAAAGGCUGCUUUGGGUGUAAAGUUUCAAAUGUUUGAAUAGUUAUAAACAAACAAUGAAAUCCACAUCAUUAUUAGCAGAAUAUGCCAUUUCAGCCAAUAUGAUUUAUAUAUAUAUAUAUAUAUAUAUGUAUAUAUAUAUAUAUAUAUAUAGCGCCAAUUUAAUUAUUUUUUUUUUUUAAGCAGUGCCAUAAACCAUGCAAGUAUAUAAGAUAGUUUCAAUAGCAGUCUUGCUCGGUUAUUACAGUACUGUUCUUAUUCUAACUUAUUUCUGUGUAAUAAUGUUAUGGUUCUGAAUGUGAUAUUUUAAUAGGCCUGGGUAUCUUAAAAAUAGCUGUAUCCUUUUUUUUUUCUUUUCUUUUUUUUUUUGUAUGAUUUUUUUGUUACUAUAUUAUUGUGCCGUGGUGCCAACUAUUGAAUUGAACUCAGUCAAAUGUAGAGUUUAAGUUCUGAUGGCAUUAUGCAGGAAAAACACUCAAAUUAAGGACCAUGAGAAAUUUCUUUACACUUUACUUUACAAUGUCAGUUUCACACAUGAGUAACCGUGUCUUUUUACAAACAUAAUCACAUAUGAAGUACAUGUUUUAGUAUUUUACUUAAAUUGCACAGUUACACGAACACUGUAAAGUAAAGUGUGAGUGUUUCUGUUUAAUUCCUUGUGUAUGUUCUCAGCAUCAGUGCCGUGUGCUCCUCCUGAUUUAAUUCACUACACUACAGAGUCGACAGACUGUGUGAAUCCGUUAGAUUGAUCUUUCAUAUCAGUGGAAAUGAUUUUGUGUCGCCUUGACAGUGAUUUGGUUAGAAAAACUGCUUGUUAACUGUUUUUUCCCCAGCAGGUCAGGUGAUAGGAUUCACUCUUUUCUUUAAGCAGAUAGCGAUUAGACCUCGUGGAUGGCAAGACCUCCAAAAGCAAUAAAACCAUUAGAACUCAA